Molecule: messenger RNA, 711 nt
Organism: Prorocentrum cordatum
Lineage: Eukaryota; Dinophyceae; Prorocentrales; Prorocentraceae
Source: the annotation of a GenBank genome assembly
GGGCCCAAUGUCGAGAAGCUGCUCACUAGUUCAGCUCCUAUCGCGCCCCAUGCAGGGCCAUGGGCAAUCUUCGGAGAUUUCAACGCCGCCUCCCAGGAGAUGCGGGCGUGGAUCGAGAAGUGGACCGCGAGAGUCUGCUACCCUGCGAAUGCCGCGCACGCAUCCACGAGAGGAGCUGGACAGAGGAUUCUCGACUAUGUCAUCGCGUCACAGAGUUUCGCAGAUCUGCGCCAGUCCCCAGAGCUGCUCUCCCCCGACGGCGGGGGCCACUACAGCGUGAAGUUCGUUUUGCACUCCGCGCCACUGUUCAACCGGCGCCGGGCGCUGAGCUCGCCCAGCUCUAUGGACGUCGAGGAGACGGAUGUUCUCGAGAUGCUAGAUAACGAGAACGACGCGAAUUCCGCGCAGUCGGUGGUGACUGAGGCCAAGAACGUCGAACCAAGGAGCGAGGUGAUGAACCUAGAGGUUCAGCGCGCCGACCUUGCCGGCGCCAUUUACCCGGAGCAGGCCAAGGAGUACUUGAUCGAGGAGUUCUACGACUGCGACCAGGGCGCCUUGAACCUCCUGUGGCAAGAGGGCGCGUGCCCCGACCUGCAGGAGGAGGUCGCCGAGGGGGAUCAGCGGGGCCAGGCCGGGUUCUUCGGCCCACGGGAGUCGAGCCAAGUGGGCCAGCUUAGCAGGGUGCUCGAGGUCGACGUUGCGCGCGACUAA